UUGCUCGGUUUUUUUUCUUUUACUUCCAACGUACAUACGUGUACAUAUAUCUACUACGUAUAUAUGUAUGUAUAUGUCUACAUUCCACUCCUAUAUAAACACAUAAACCCACGUAGCCCAACCCACUUAUCUCCCUUAAGUUAUCACCAACCUGCUAGUACAUUAAUCGGUCUUGUCAGUACUUGUACACUAAUUACAUACUUGCAAAUAUGGAAGAUCAGAAAACAGUAGCUGAUGACUCCCAGAUAAUCCAGGUUGUCAUUGAUCCAUCCAAGAACAAUAUUGAACCAGUAAGCAAAGAAGAAUCUCGGCCUGUGGAAAUCUUUGACAAGAAAACGUCGUCUUCGUCAUUGUCGUUGUCUGAAAUUCUUAAAAGGUUUCAUGCAGGUUAUUUCAGAAUCAGUAUGUCUUUAUGCAGCCAAGCCUUGCUCUGGAAAAUCCUCAGAGACAACUCCACCGAUGACGCUCAUGCCUUCCGACGUGUCUUCCGAAUCCUCCCCUCAGCAUCUUUCUCCCUCCUCUGGUCACUCGCUCUCUUCGCGUUAGCCUCACUAUCCCUUCUUUACCUCCUAAGAUGUUUCUUCCACUUCGAGAAGGUGAAAGCCGAGUUCUUGCAUCGAGUUGGAGUUAACUACUUGUUUGCUCCAUGGAUUUCUUGGCUCCUCUUGCUCCAAUCCUCACCGUUCAUCUCUCCAAAAAGCACGUACUACCAAGUCCUCUGGUGGGUGUUCAUGGUUCCCAUCGUGGUCCUUGACGUGAAGAUAUACGGACAGUGGUUCACGAAAGGGAAGAGGUUUCUGUCGACGAUGGCGAAUCCGGCGAGUCAGCUUUCCGUGAUCGGGAACUUGGUGGCGGCGCAGGCGGCGGCCAGAAUGGGCUGGAGAGAGAGCGCGAUGUGCAUGUUUUCAUUGGGGAUAACGCAUUACGUUGUGCUGUUCGUGACGCUUUAUCAGAGAUUAACAGGGAGCAGUAACUUGCCGGCGAUGUUGAGACCGGUGUUCUUCUUGUUUAUCGCAGCGCCGAGCAUGGCGAGCCUGGCGUGGAACUCCAUUUCAGGGAGGUUCGAUAUAGCGGCCAAGAUGCUGUUCUUCCUCUCUCUUUUCCUAUUUUUGUCUCUGGUAUCGAGACCAACUUUAUUCAAGAAAUCAAUGAAGAAAUUCGGAAUAGCAUGGUGGGCAUAUUCAUUUCCUGUGUCAAUCCUAGCGGCGGCUUCGGUGGAGUAUGCGGAGGAGGUGACGAGCACAGGAGCUCAUGUUCUGAUGCUGCUUCUCUCACUCCUCUCCCUCUUGGUGUUGCUGCUCUUACUGAUCUUUACAGCCAUUAAUACUAAUAUGCUUACCAUUCCUCUCCAUGAUCCCAAAUCUGCGACCAAGCAGUAA
Molecule: messenger RNA, 1379 nt
Organism: Carica papaya (papaya)
Lineage: Eukaryota; Viridiplantae; Streptophyta; Magnoliopsida; Brassicales; Caricaceae
Product: S-type anion channel SLAH1-like
Biological process (GO): transmembrane transport; intracellular monoatomic ion homeostasis
Cellular component (GO): membrane
Molecular function (GO): voltage-gated monoatomic anion channel activity
Source: RefSeq, a predicted model, not a curated record